Molecule: messenger RNA, 765 nt
Organism: Geosmithia morbida
Lineage: Eukaryota; Fungi; Ascomycota; Sordariomycetes; Hypocreales; Bionectriaceae
Product: 20S proteasome subunit alpha 3
Exons: 4
Coding region: 1-765 (254 amino acids)
Biological process (GO): ubiquitin-dependent protein catabolic process
Cellular component (GO): cytosol; proteasome core complex; nucleus
Source: RefSeq, a predicted model, not a curated record
AUGUCUCGCCGUUACGAUUCCCGAACAACCAUCUUUUCGCCUGAAGGCCGUCUCUACCAGGUCGAGUACGCGCUCGAAGCCAUCUCGCACGCCGGUACCGCCAUCGGCAUCCUGGCCAAGGAUGGCAUCGUCCUAGCCGCCGAACGUAAGGUGACGUCGAAGCUUCUAGAGCAGGAUACAUCGGCCGAGAAACUGUACAUUCUCAAUGAGUCGCUUAGCAAUAUGAUCUGCGCCGUCGCCGGCAUGACGGCCGAUGCCAACAUCCUCAUCAACUACGCUCGCCAAGCCGCACAGCGGUACCUCCUUACCUACAACGAAGACAUUCCCUGCGAGCAGCUCGUCCGGAGACUGUGUGACUUGAAGCAGGGAUACACCCAGCACGGAGGUCUCCGUCCGUUUGGUGUUUCUUUCAUUUACGCCGGAUGGGACCCUAGGAGGCAGUUCCAGCUCUACCUCAGCAACCCUUCAGGCAACUAUGGUGGCUGGAAGGCCACCAGCGCCGGCGCCAACAAUGCCAGCGCCCAGAGUCUGCUUAAGCAGGACUACAAGGAGGACUGCACCCUUGAUGAGGCGUGCUCCAUGGCCGUCAAGGUCCUGAGCAGGACGAUGGACUCGACAAAGCUGAGCAGUGAGAAGAUCGAAUUCGCUACUGUGGGCCAGACCGAAGACGGCAAGAUUUAUCACAAGCUAUGGAGUGCAGACCAGAUUGACGACUUGUUGAAGGAGAACGAUCUGGCCAAGGCCGAAGACAGCGAGGACAAAUAA